Molecule: messenger RNA, 1836 nt
Organism: Spodoptera littoralis (African cotton leafworm)
Lineage: Eukaryota; Metazoa; Arthropoda; Insecta; Lepidoptera; Noctuidae
Source: the annotation of a GenBank genome assembly
AUGAUAUGUUACGUUACACAGGCUGCUCCAAAUUUCAUCCUAAGCUUUAAAACAACAACAACGGGUUCCUGUGGAGGAAUGACAACAACAACAACACCUGUUCCGACUACAACAUCAUCUUGUGGAGGGAUGACAUCAACUACUACACUACCGCCAACUACCACUACUACCACUUGUCCUUCUCCAAUUACCACUACCACUACUACCACUACUAGCCCGCCACCCACUACAACUACAACUACUACAACCACUACUUGUCCUCCUCCAACCACUACUACGACUACGACCACUACUUGCCCUCCAACUACUACUUCAACCACCACCACAACUAUUUGUCCGCCAGAUACUACAACUACAACUACAACCACUGCAGCUCCAAAGACUACCACCACCACUACUUGUCCACCAGAUACUACGACUACAACUACUACCACUACUGCACCCGACACAACGACAACCACUGCAGCUCCAAAGACUACGACCACCACUACUUGUCCACCAGAAACUACCACUACAACUACAACUACUGCAGCUCCAACGACUACCACCACCACUACUUGUCCACCAGAUACUACGACUACUACUACAACUACUGCAGCUCCAAAGACUACCACCACCACUACUUGUCCACCAGAUACUACGACUACAACUACAACUACUGCAGCUCCAAAGACUACCACCACCACUACUUGUCCACCAGAUACUACGACUACUACUACAACCACCACUACUGCGCCCGACACAACAACAACCACUGCAGCUCCGAAGACUACUACUACAACUACUUGUCCACCAGAUACUACAUCUACAACUACAACUACUGCAGCUCCAAAGACUACCACCACCACUACUUGUCCACCAGAUACUACGACUACAUCCACCACUACUGCACCCGACACAACGACAACUACUGCAGCUCCAAAGACUACUACCACCACUACUUGUCCACCAGAAACUACGUCUACAACUACAACCACCACUACUGCACCCGACACAACGACAACCACCACUACUGCGCCCGACACAACGACAACCACUGCAGCUCCAAAGACUACUACCACCACUACUUGUCCACCAGAAACUACAUCUACAACUACAACUACUGCAGCUCCAAAGACUACUACCACAACUACUUGUCCACCAGAAACUACGACUACAACUACAACCACCACUACUGCACCCGACACAACGACAACAACAACAAGUACACCUAAGCCAACGACUACUACCACAUGUCCACCACCCACAACGACUACUAGUACACCUAAACCAACAACAACCACUACAUGUCCACCACCUACAACGACUACUAGUACACCUAAACCAACAACUACUACCACAUGUCCACCAACUACAACGACUACUAGUACACCUAAACCAACAACUACUACCACAUGUCCACCAACUACAACGACUACUAGUACACCUAAACCAACAACUACUACCACAUGUCCACCAACUACAACGACUACUAGUACACCUAAACCAACAACUACUACCACAUGUCCACCAACUACAACGACUACUAGUACACCUAAACCAACAACAACUACCACAUGUCCACCACCCACAACGACUACUAGUACACCUAAACCAACAACAACCACCACAUGUCCACCAACUAUGACUACCACCACUUGUCCACCACCAACAACCACGUCAACAACAACGACUACUACCACACCUUGUCCACCAACCACAACCACUACGACAACUACUGCCAAACCGACAACGACUACUUAUUGUAGCUCUAUGACAACUACAACGACUACAUGUGCACCAUAUACGACUACUACUAAAUCUUGCCUUUUAGGAAUACUCAGUCUUAAUGUGUAA